AUGUCCUCCGACGACGCCUACAUGUCCUUCCUGGACAAAGCCAACGCUGACCUCAACAACGCCCGCGCAGAGCGCGCCCAGCGACAAUCCAUCGCCCGCACCGAAGCAGUCGACAUAGACGUGCGCGUCCCAACCCCGCUCACCUCCGUCGAUGCGUAUUACGUCUCCGAGACGGAUGAGCCGUUUGAGCCUGUUACGCUGAAGUGGGAGAAGGCCGUGAAGGGGAUCUGGCCGGAUCCGACAAACCUCUCAAACCUCAUCUCCCCCACAACAGACCUCUCCUCGUCCAUCUCGACCCUCUCGCCCUCCGCCUUCGACCCGCAUAACCAGUACGCGACUGUCCUGCGCGCUGUGCGUGCGGCGGCCGUGCAGGCGCCGUCUUCGGAGGCCGGCGGCGCACCGCAUCAGUCGACUGUUGAUGUGAAGGUUUAUCGGGUGGAGGUGGGGGCGUCGCGCGUGGAGUAUUGGUUGUUGGCGUUGAACAUUGAGGAGAGUUUGCUCGUUGGGCUGAGGGUGAAGGCUGUUGAGAGUUGA
This is a messenger RNA of Aspergillus candidus, 534 nucleotides long. RefSeq lists its product as uncharacterized. The coding region runs from base 1 to 534 and encodes 177 amino acids. Lineage: Eukaryota; Fungi; Ascomycota; Eurotiomycetes; Eurotiales; Aspergillaceae. The record is from RefSeq and is a predicted model, not a curated record. The transcript has 2 exons.